This is a messenger RNA of Paramecium sonneborni, 209 nucleotides long. Lineage: Eukaryota; Ciliophora; Oligohymenophorea; Peniculida; Parameciidae. The record is from the annotation of a GenBank genome assembly.
AUGAAGGCAAUUCUUGGAAACAAUAAGAUAGAUGAAAAGAGUGAAGGGAGUAAUAAAAAGGAUAUUGUAUGUGAUUUCCAAUUAUUUAAGAAUUGGCUUAACAAGGAGGCAAAGUAAAAUUUAAAUUCAUUUAGAAUAGAGAUGGAGAGAUUAAUAAAAAUUUCGAUACUUCCAUUUUUCAUAAUCAUUAAAAGUAUAAUUACUCUUGA